CGGGACCCGGCCUCUGAAGAGGGCGCAGCAGAGCCCCAGCUGAGCGCUAGAACCCGCACUACAGCCGCGGGAGGUUGGACCUAUUGUUUCCCCGCCCUGGGCGGGGCCACCUGGACGUGAGACCCGCCCUCAACGCCGAAGCCUCUCGGGAGCAAUCUUUUGGGGCGGAAGUUAAGUAGCCCCGAGCGAGAGUCUGUGGCGGAAGUGGUCGCGUUACCGCUUGUUUGUGCGCAUGCGCCACUGUUGUCUGGCUGCCGCGCAUGCAACAGCUGCUUUUGCUCUUCUCCCCUCUUCUGCACGAGAGGGUUUGCGCGUACUCCCAGCUGUGGUCGCCCGCUCACCCCUUCUGCUGCUCUCGUGGCCCCCUCGCGAUGGCAGGCAUCCUGUUUGAAGAUAUUUUCGAUGUGAAGGAUAUUGACCCGGAGGGCAAGAAGUUUGACCGAGUGUCUCGACUGCAUUGUGAGAGUGAAUCUUUCAAGAUGGAUCUAAUCUUAGAUGUAAACAUUCAAAUUUACCCUGUAGACUUGGGUGACAAGUUCCGGUUGGUCAUAGCUAGUACCUUGUAUGAAGAUGGUACCCUGGAUGAUGGUGAAUACAACCCCACUGAUGAUAGGCCUUCCAGGGCUGACCAAUUUGAGUAUGUAAUGUAUGGAAAAGUGUACAGGAUUGAGGGAGAUGAAACUUCUACUGAAGCAGCAACACGCCUCUCUGCCUAUGUGUCCUAUGGGGGCCUGCUCAUGAGGCUGCAGGGGGAUGCCAACAACCUGCAUGGAUUCGAGGUGGAUUCCAGAGUUUAUCUCCUGAUGAAGAAGCUAGCCUUCUGAACCUCGCCGGAAGCCAGCCUUGCUGCCUAGUCACUCAGGUCAUCGGCAUUGUUCAAGCCUGAGUGGCAGCCAGUCUUGCUCACCUGUUGAGGAGGGGCUGGCUCACUGUCCACUGUGGUGGCAUCUUUAACUGGCCUGCACUCAAAGGGAAACUGACUCGCCUGUGAAAGACAGUGGGAAAGCUGCAUAUGAAUCAGAAGCUUUGUGUAUAUGAUUUUUAAAUUAAACUUUACUUUUUCAGACUGCCCCUCCCCUUUUUGUAAAAAGUUCAUUUACUGUAAAAUCAUUUU
This is a messenger RNA of Chlorocebus sabaeus (green monkey), 1114 nucleotides long. It is a transcript of the gene POLR2H, whose product is annotated as RNA polymerase II, I and III subunit H. Gene Ontology annotation, biological process: DNA-templated transcription. Gene Ontology annotation, cellular component: RNA polymerase II, core complex; RNA polymerase III complex; RNA polymerase I complex. The record is from RefSeq and is a predicted model, not a curated record. NCBI's taxonomy places the organism in Eukaryota, Metazoa, Chordata, Mammalia, Primates, Cercopithecidae.